UAUUUUUCUUGUUAAUGCUUUAUCUGUCAAGCAAUAUCUCAUCUAAGCUUCUAUUUCUCCCUAGAUGGUGUUAAAGCACUCAAAACCUGUUGUUUUGGUGAGCAGCCAUUGUUCCUGUGUGGCGGGCUGUGCCUUAUGCAAUCAUUUGGUUGCACUUCUUUAUCAGACUGCCCAUUAUUCACAGCUAAACAUUCCUGCUGUUCCCCUGGUGCACAGCUGCACAGACACAGAGCAGAUCUGGCAUAAACCAAGGACACUGGGUGUUAGGCCAGGCCCAGUUGAAGAAAUGGAGUUUAGAAAACCCAGAAACUCAACAACAGACUGUGUAAGAAGUUCUCUCUACAAGGCGCUAGAUGGGGAACUGCCGGAUCUUGCCAUGUUGAGAGUAUCAGAGGUGUACAAAGACUUUCCCCCUUCACUUGCACCCUUGGUAACAACAAUGGGCAUGUCAGCUGAUGUCCCGUUAGUCCAGUCUGCUUUUGGAGCUGUCCAGGCAAGGAGCAUGCUGUCAUUUCAGCAUAAACCACCAGCAAUGAGGGAAGUCAUCAACAUCCCAUCUGCCCCUGCCUCACCCUCCCUUCCCAUCCACAGCUACAGGCUCGAAACACCAUCCUGUGCCUAUGUUCUAUCAGAGCAGGAACAUCUGCACCUGAAGUCUCUGGAGGUGUCAUUCAACAUGGCCCACUGCAGCUGCAACACAAGGGCAGAGGUCGUUUGA
Sinocyclocheilus grahami is the source of this 718-nucleotide messenger RNA. RefSeq lists its product as uncharacterized. NCBI's taxonomy places the organism in Eukaryota, Metazoa, Chordata, Actinopteri, Cypriniformes, Cyprinidae. Bases 65 to 718 code for a protein of 217 amino acids. The transcript is spliced from 3 exons. The record is from RefSeq and is a predicted model, not a curated record. Gene Ontology annotation, molecular function: zinc ion binding.